This is a messenger RNA of Monopterus albus (swamp eel), 1691 nucleotides long. RefSeq names its product ankyrin repeat and SOCS box containing 8 (gene asb8). The record is from RefSeq and is a predicted model, not a curated record. The coding region runs from base 163 to 1032 and encodes 289 amino acids. The transcript is spliced from 4 exons. Lineage: Eukaryota; Metazoa; Chordata; Actinopteri; Synbranchiformes; Synbranchidae. Gene Ontology annotation, molecular function: protein binding. Gene Ontology annotation, biological process: intracellular signal transduction.
AGGCUCGAGCCGGAGGGCGUGGUUCUAGCCGUGACGCUCUGUGUUUAUGUGAGCCCGAGCUGCAAACAGUCUAUACGGUAACUUGUCAGACCUUCAGGCAGUGGACCAUAAACGUGUACUGUAGUGCCACCCGUGCCUGGGUGCCAUGGUUCUCUGUUACACAUGAGCUCUACUAUGUGGUACAUCAUGCAAAGCAUUCAAAGUAAAUACUCCUUGUCCGAGAGACUUAUCCGCACCAUCGCAGCCAUCCGCUCAUUCCCACAUGACAAUGUUGAGGAUCUCAUCCGUAAGGGGGCUGACGUAAACCGCAUGCAUGGCACACUUAAGCCCCUGCACUGUGCCUGUAUGGUUGCUGAUGCAGACUGUGUGGAGCUGCUGUUGGAGAAGGGGGCAGAGGUGAAUGCAUUGGAUGGAUAUAACCGCACAGCACUACACUAUGCUGCAGAGAAGGAUGAGAAUUGUGUGGAGCUGCUAUUGGAGUAUGGGGCCCAGCCAAAUGCCCUGGAUGGCAACAAGGACACUCCACUUCACUGGGCUGCCUUCAAAGAUAACCCAGAGUGUGUGAGAGCCCUGCUGGAGAGCGGGGCCUGUCCCAAUGCCCAGGACUACAACAAUGACACUCCCUUGAGCUGGGCAGCAAUGAAGGGCAACCUGGAGAGUGUCAAAGUGCUAUUAGACUACGGAGCCCAGGUCCAUGUGACCAACAUGAAGGGCCAAACCCCUAUUUCCCGACUGGUAGCCCUUUUGGCACGGGGCCUGGGCACUGAACAGGAGGAGGAGUGCCUGGAGCUGCUGUGCCGGGCAGCAGGGCGGUUUGAGAUCCGACGGGCUGAUGGCACCCUUCCUAGGGAGCUGAGUAAGGAUCCUCAGCUGCUGGCGAGGUUGACCAACAUGGUGGCUCAGGCUCCCACCCUGCGCUCUCUGGCACGCUGUGCUGUCCGACAGAGCCUCGGAGUGCAGUUUCUCCCCACUGCUGUAAAAGAGCUUCCUUUACCAGAGACUAUCAAAAACUAUCUACUGCUGAGAGACUGAGCUCAUGAAACCACUGGGUGGCUCUCUGACCUCACUGGCUGAUUAUUAGACUGCUCACUACACUGCACUUAUUGGCAAAGAAGUGUCUCCAUUGAAUUAGAAGAUAUUGUCUGACAUUGGCACUCAUUUAUCAACCCUUCUUGCAAAUGAAUACAGGUUUAUGCACAAAUAGUUGAACAAAACCUUUCAUGUUUUUUUUAUUAUCUAGUGGUUAUAUGACAUCUAAAUGAAGAGUUAUUUAAGUACAGAUUGAUAAGCCUAAACGAGGACACCAUUCUUACAUACAGUAACUCUCAUUAUGUGUUUUCUCAUCUUAACCCAACAUGUUCAUAAAGAAAAAAUGAAUGUGCUACCCUUUGUCACUGAGGAUGAGGAAACUUAAAUAUUGAGUUGGAUGGUAACAUGAAGGUACUGUAUGUUCAUUGUAACAUGUAAGUGUAAGAUAGGUGUAUAAUUAAGGAAUAAUAUGUGAUGUUGAUGCAGGCUGUCCAGUUAUUCUGUUGGAGGAUGCAGUUACUGAAGUAGUGCUCAGGAACGAAGGCUAUGAAGUUUCUGUGAUGGAGCCACCAUCUUUCUCUGUUAUCGCGCAGUGAACCUACAGUGCAGUCAUUCUUGCAAUACCAAGGGGAAUAAACAAAAUAAACAUACUUUGACCAGAA